Iphiclides podalirius (scarce swallowtail) is the source of this 585-nucleotide messenger RNA. The record is from the annotation of a GenBank genome assembly. Lineage: Eukaryota; Metazoa; Arthropoda; Insecta; Lepidoptera; Papilionidae.
AUGUUCCGCGGGUCCGUCGAAGGUGCCGUUCGGGAUUCAAGUUUACGCCUAUUACCCAGGUGUCGAGCGUAUGCAGUUAAAUGUUAUCGAUGCGAAAAGAUAGGACAUUUUGCAAAGUGUUGUCGAGUGAAGUUUGCGCGGGAGUUGCAGGAUGCAGGCUCUGACGAUAAGGGUUAUGAGGAUUACGGUGAGGACAGUGAGGCAGACAAUGACAACUGGAUAGGAUUAACGGAACCUAAGAGCUCCAUAGACGGUGGUUUUCGACGCACGGGCAGGGCUACCAACGCACUGAGCAUAAACAUUGCGGUGUUGCCAACCUUAAUAGAUAUCCCACAGCCUUCGGCAAAGUCGCCGCGGCGCACUGGCCGUAUAUUCGGAAACCAGUACCGAACGAGAACCUUAACAUCUCACCCGAGAGCGUUCACCCUUGACCCCCAACUGCCGUUGGUCAUCUUGGCUCCGUCCCGCUCGCACCCGCUGCGGCGCGUGUCCAGCCCUCUCGCUCGACUUGCGGUGCACGAUCCGAUCAGGCGUGUGGAUCCGGGUAUCCUCACAGAAUUGCAUUCAACAACUCGGUACACGAAU